This is a messenger RNA of Condylostylus longicornis, 1161 nucleotides long. Its product is annotated as delta(3,5)-Delta(2,4)-dienoyl-CoA isomerase, mitochondrial-like. The record is from RefSeq and is a predicted model, not a curated record. Lineage: Eukaryota; Metazoa; Arthropoda; Insecta; Diptera; Dolichopodidae. Gene Ontology annotation, cellular component: mitochondrion. The transcript is spliced from 4 exons. Bases 89 to 1042 code for a protein of 317 amino acids. Gene Ontology annotation, molecular function: delta(3,5)-delta(2,4)-dienoyl-CoA isomerase activity.
CAUUAGUUACCAAACCCAAUGUCAAAUUAUCAGUUCAUCUGUACUUUCAUUUUAAGGUUUGUGUACUUUGGACGUUAAUUGUUAUUAAAUGGCUCUGAACAGUUUUAAAACAACAAAACAUAUGUUUCGGAAUCUAACAGCUUCGUUGACGACAUCUGGAAGUUCCAAAAUGUUAUCCUCUAAAAUAAUUCCAUCCUCGAGCGAAAAAGAUGUCAAACACCUAAAGAAUUUAGUUGUAACAGUUCCAAAACCAUACAUUUUUCAUGUUGAAUUGCAUCGACCUGGAAAGUUGAAUGCAUUUAGUAAAGAAAUGUGGAUGGAAAUCAAAGAGUGCUUUGAUUCUCUAAGUAUAAAUCCAGAGUGUCGAGUAAUUAUUCUAUCAGGUGCCGGGAAAGUUUUUACUGCUGGAAUUGAUUUAAAUAGUAUGAUAGCAUUGGGUCAGGAACUUGGUGAAAUCGAGGACUUUGCUAGAAAAGGAUUAUUAAUGAGCCGGUUAAUUAAAUUAUAUCAGGAUGCCAUCACGUCAUUAGAAGUAUGUACAAAGCCAGUCAUCGCUGCAGUCCAUUCCGCUUGUAUUGGAGCUGGAGUUGAUUUAAUUACUGCUGCCGAUAUCCGUUAUAGUACACAAGAUGCUUGGUUUCAAGUAAAAGAGGUUCAAAUCGGUAUGGCAGCUGAUGUUGGUACCUUACAAAGAUUACCAAAGGUUAUUGGAAGUCAAAGUUUAGUUCGUGAACUUUGUUUUACCGGUCGAAAAUUUUUGAGUCAAGAAGCUUUUAAUUGUGGAAUGAUCUCUAACGUAUUUGAAACAAAAGAUGAUUUAUUGAAAGGUGCAUUAGACUUGGCAGAAUCUAUAGCAGAGAAAAGUCCAGUGGCAGUUCAAGCUACAAAAAAGAGUCUAAUUUAUUCGCUGGAUCAUAGUAAUCAAGAAGGUUUAGAUCAAAUUAGAGAAAUGAAUAGUUUACUUUUGUUAAGCGAAGAUUUCUUGGAAGCAACAACAGCACAAUUAACUAAAUCUGAAAAAGCCAUUUUCUCUAAGCUUUAAAAAGUAAAUAAUAUCAUAAAGUUUGUUACAUUAUAAUACUACUAAUUCAUUUCAUAUUUUCUAUGUACAUUUAGCAACAUGUGAAAUUUCAAGUGAUAAUUAUAUUUUUUACGGGUUUA